GAACCGUUCGAAGGUCGUUUGGAUGAGACGGCGGGCGCCUCUGAGCGCACCUGACUUUCUUAUCGUUACGUUCAUGUUCUAAAUGACGGACUGGAACCUAUAACCUCCUAGCUUCUAGUUUGCACCAAACAUUAUUGUCAUAGAGAAACAGUAACAAUAUAUAUGAUGUAAAACGUUCAAUUACUGAUUUCUCUUUUUGUUUAGACAAUCCCAGAUCAUUAAACAAAUCAGUCUUUUUAUUAAUUGGAAUAACUAAGUAUCUUUUCGAGCAAUUCUACACUCUCCUUAAAUUCUGCAUUGACCAUACGUUUAUUAUACUGCUGGAGUACCGUGCAAUAUAUGUCGUGGUCCAUUUUAAAGCCCUUGAAAUUAGUCUACUGAUUAAUACGUGAUACGCUUUUUCUAACCUCUCGCAAUCCUUCUUGUGUUCUUGUACGAGAGCUGAAAUAUCCAUGGCUUCAGGAGCACCACGUUGUGAAACGAACUGUAAAAUAGCUAGGUCACCACUAAUUUAUAAAGGCCGUAUAUAUCACCCGUACAUCAAAAAUACAAUAAUUGGAGGAGGAUUGAUGGCUUUGGGCGAAAUUUGUUCUCAGUCAAUUAAAAUGUACUUUUUUGGUCCUCCUAACUAUAGUUCAGGCUCUGAUAACGAUUUAUGCUCUGCCUGUGAUCAAGAAUCAUCUAAAAAAUCUUGGAUACAUCUCAUCACUGAUACCAGCAAUUACAACUUCAACACCAUUAUUAGACAGAGUGCUAUCGGAUCAUUCCAAGGAUUCUAUCAGUUUAUAUAUUAUAGUUGGUUAGACAAAGUAUUCUCUGGAGUAUCGAUGACCGUAGUCGCAAAGAAGGUGGUGUUAGAUGAAGUGUUAAUAGGACCUAUAAGCCUGGCAAUAUUUUUCCUUUGUAAGUCAACUUUAUUUGAAAUAUGCCCUGUACAACUUGAUUUAAAUUACAAGAUAAAGUAAAUGAUUAACCUACUGUAAAUCUUUCAAUAUUUAAUUAAUCCAAAGUAUCUUCUAUGAAUACUUCAUAUUAUAUGUAGACUUACCAGAGCUUACUAUAUAUAUGUAAAUACUAAGGUAACUACUAGGAAUUAAAUUGUUCUUCCCCUUUACUAGGGAAUGAUUGUGAUCACAUUGUCUCAAAUUUUACAAAUUUCAUUAAAUAGUAGAUAUGGAUUGGCAUUCGCAUUUCUAUUUCAAGGCGAAAUUUCGGCAGUCUUUCAAUGUUUCUGCAUUUUUUCCUUCUGCAGAAUUCAGUCAUUUUUGCCAACCAAAGUUGCCAAAAUUAUCUCCUAUCGGCUAAAAAGUAAUCAUUUUCUGGUUUCACGGACGAUGUGUUUAGGAACCAUAAGUAAUAUCGCCGAAAAUUGUUGGAACCAGUGACUAAGUUUUGAUAUUAAUAGAUUUAGAUUUGUGCUUUGAAGAUAAAAUUCCGAUGGUCUAUGUUUGACUUUUUCGUAGUGAGCUUAUGUGCGUGAGAAUCCCUUGAAUGGGUCAAUUGAAGGUGAAAAUAGAACUUCUGUUAGUAGAUUGCAAUGGCCGAAUCCCUAGCUUUCAAACUGUUCUGCUGUAUAUCAGGUUUAAAAUCAUUAUUAGUAACAUGUAAAUCAUCUUAAAUCUUUUAAUCAAUGGUUAACGUUAAGAGGUAUCAGGGAGUGUCAGCACUAUGUACUGGAUUGAUUGGUGCUCAGAAACUCACCCAAUCGUGUUUAAAACAAUGUAAAGCGGAGACAACUUAGAAAUAGCCUCAAAAAGUUUACGUAAUCGUCGGAUUCAGUAGUGACCAGCGAAAGGCAAAGCUAUGUAAAAGGCGACGCCAAGCAACAGUAGACAACCUUCCAGACUUAUCAAAGAAACAAAUAUUAAGAAAAUCGGUAACCAGUGAGAUUUUCUGAAAAAGAUGAAACAAUUAUUUACUCUCAAUACAAAAGACUGCAAUGAGCGCUUUGAAAAACAGUUUAAUUGCUCCUUUGUUAUCUUUUUGUCCUCUAAUUUCACCAGACAAGCCCCCAAACUCUUAUUGGAGUAGAAAAGAUCAUAAUGAGGGAGUGCAGCAGGUUCUGAUGGAUUAACCCCAGUAAUCUUUAAGUAUGGUGGUCGAAUUUCGACUAAUGAAUUAACUGAGAUCUUAACUAAAGUCGUGGAACUGAACGUAGUCUAACCCACUUGGUCUCAAUCUCUGAUCGUUACAGUCUAUAGGAAAAGACAUAGGUCCUCUUUUGACAACCAUUGAGGAAUCAGUUUGACUGGUAUGAUGUAUAAAAUAUUGCCCUCAAUAACCGUCCAACGCUGAACUAGGGCUUGUGGCAAGCAAACUCUGGAAAACUAGUCUGGUUUCAGACAUGGACGUCGAUGUGUAGACCAAAUAUUCACUCCUCCAUCUUGGUAUUUAAUCAUUUGUUUUCGAAGCAUUUCUCGUGUAUAAGAUCUAGUUUUCCAUUAGUUAGCGACUCUACCAGUUACCCUUAUAGGGAAGUUUUUUAAACACUAUGAACCCUUCCCAAAGCCUUAAUGUGCACUGCCUAACAAGCUACAAUUUUUUUCAAAGGUCAUGACUAUCUUUUCUAUGAUUACCUCCAAUGUUCUGACGGGCACUUGUGAGGAUGAUCGGUCUGUAGUUUGGUGGGUGCUGCCUGGAUCAUGUCUUUUGGAUCUCAGUGACUGUCACAUCUUUCUAGUGUACUGGCGAUGUAAACUAGGUGAACGAUAUUCUGAAAAUCGUGGCAGCUACGUGUAUUACACGUCUGAGCAUUUAGUAGUGUAAUGCAUCUGGCCAUGUUAAUUUGAUAGUAUCUUUAGGGCUUAAUGUCUUAAGUAUGUUUUGGUCGACAUCAAUGAUUAACUGGUUCAGGAAAAAAAAUACCGCUGUCGUUUUUGGAUGAUGCAUCAUCUCUUAAUCAGAUUGUUUUUAAUAAUGUUCAGUUUAAGCAUGGUUUAAACAUUAAAUGUAUUUGAUCUAUUAGGUUAGAAUGCCAUGUUGACUACCCAGUAACAAAUAGAUUAAAUUCAACUGGCAGACAUUAUGAAAUACUAUUAGCAAACUGCCACAAUGUGAUCUUUUACUGUAUUUUAUUUUUUACUAGAUAAUGGAUUUUGUGAUACAUUCACGAUGGCUGGUGCUUUUCAGCGGUGUCGUCAAUCAUUUCUUCCGGGUUAUUUGUCAGACCUAGUUUAUUGGCCUGUAUUGCAAACCAUUAACUUCGCCCUUGUCCCUCCUGGAUAUCGUGUCUUAUAUGUCAUCUUUUUCACUAGUAUAUGGAACACUUAUUUAUGUUUCUUUAAUGCUCGUAUGGGCCGCAGUGAUUCCGGGAUCGAAAACAACCAACGAAGAGAAGAUUGCAACUGAGGAAGCCUAGCAAUAUCCCAUAUUGUUUUUUAAUACAUUAUUCUAAUUACAACUUUUGGCGUCAGGAGCUUGGUUGUCGUUCUGUGACAAUCACACUUCAGUUUGUAUAAUUUCUCCUAGAACAUUACCAUCUGCUUAUUAAAAUAUCUGGAUCAUUUCAGACUUGAUGAAAAGAAUGUUCACUCAUUUUCAUAAUCGUAUUUAUUUUCUUUUUUUGUCCACAACUGUAUUUUUGGUGGUACAAUAGAUUUUGAUCGUUAGAUUUAUGUUAUUAACCAAACUAUUCAUCCUGUAUUUUUACUCUUCUUAAAAUUCCUCUAGAAAUAAGUGAAUCUAACUUACUUAUAUUAUAAAUCCAUUUUUGCGUUUUGCUUUUGUUUUAUAAACACUGUAAACAGAAUACUUUUUAUUAUUUUCAUGUUAUAUUUGUAAUAUGAAAGCCCAAACCAUAUGGAAUAAUAAGUUUCCAGUAACCGACAGUCUUGAUAUGUCUCUGUUUCAGUUCAUUUAAAUGUUAGUCGAUUGAUAUGAAGCCCGAAGAUCCUGGAUUCGUUGUCUUUUGGGGUCGUAUGCACAUUGCUGAGGAGUCUCUUGCUAGGUCGAAACCUUUCAAGUUUUCAAUGAUGGUUUUCAAUAAGAAUAGUUCGUGGCAUGCAAUCGUAUCAAAAUUCUGUGAUCUCCACAAAACCUUACACUAUUAACAAUUCAUUAAACAGGAAAUUCAGUGUUCUAUAAUGAUCAGUAUUACCGUAAAUUGGUAAGAACACUGUUACUUGUUUGGAACAAGUAUUUAUUUAAAAAUCUACCUCUUAUUAUCAUUGUUAAUAUAGAUACAUAAAUAAACACAUAUCUGAAAUAAAUUUAUUUGCACU
Molecule: messenger RNA, 4220 nt
Organism: Schistosoma rodhaini
Lineage: Eukaryota; Metazoa; Platyhelminthes; Trematoda; Strigeidida; Schistosomatidae
Source: the annotation of a GenBank genome assembly